Messenger RNA from Ixodes scapularis (black-legged tick), 972 nucleotides. RefSeq lists its product as uncharacterized. The transcript is spliced from 4 exons. The record is from RefSeq and is a predicted model, not a curated record. NCBI's taxonomy places the organism in Eukaryota, Metazoa, Arthropoda, Arachnida, Ixodida, Ixodidae. The coding region runs from base 3 to 482 and encodes 159 amino acids.
AUAUGAGCGACACUCCGACGGAGGCCCUCAAAGAUGCCAAGAAGUCUUCCAAGGUCGCCGUCAACCCCAAAUACACGGUCACGAAGCACGGAAUGCUCAACAUCGCCGAAGUGUGCGCGGCAGUGGCAUCGGUCGUCUGCGUGCUACUGUCUGGCAGCGAGCAGACGGCGUCGCGGGUGACACUGAUGGUGUCGUUCGCCUUCGCCUACGUGUCCUCGGUAAUGCUGCUGGGAGGCAUCUCGUCGCCCUACACUCAGGCCUACCUCCCGCUCUCUCUCUACUUCCUGCUGUACCACCUGGUGGGCAGCGGUUUCUUUCUGAUCACUUCCGGCUGGCUCCUGUCCGUCGCGAAGAAAGAGGUCCUCGACAAAGUGGCUGCGGGAUUGGGCCUCGGAUCGGGUGUGGUGCACUUCCUCCACGGCCUGUACACGUUCGCCACCGUCUUCAAUCAGCCGGUAGCGAAAAGCGCCGGAGGACAGUGAAUUCGGUCCUGCAGACCCAGGUUGCUUCCGGUGUCGCGCGGUGCUACGAAAUAUAAAACUGUUAAUUUCAAGGAUGAAACGAUAAUUAAUUCUCUCGAGACAUACAAUGUCUUCUGACGUGGCAUCCGCGUUCGUAUAUUAAAAAUAGCAGCGAAAACUCGAACAAGAACUGCGAACUGUAUAUAUAACGCGAUAUCAUGUAUACACGAAAUAAAGAGUAUGCAACAAUGUGCCGUGUGUGUAAUCAGAUUCGUUCGAUGAUCGACGUUGCUUUUAUUUUUAUUUUUUUGCUCAGUCUGCUUCACAAUUUUUGAAUCGUUUUUCUACACAUUUACGUUCUACGCUUGAGUGGGAAUAGGCCCUUUUCAAAAGUCAGAGUCCACUUGUGCCAGUCCAAAAAGCUCCAAUAUUGCCGCUCUAAUGACGGUGAUAGAAGAUCAUGCGCAGCUAAAUAGCGCCCUCGAUUUCGUGCGUCGAAGGUAACGUGGAA